UGUGAGUGAGAGGCUAAAAAUAUCAUUUCUGGGCCGUUGAGAGAAGGCGGCGGAGGUAGCAAUAAGCAAAGUGCCAAAGACUGGGUGUCAAAGUAGAAAGCGAGCAGCAGAAGAAGACGACGUGUGACGAAGCUUUGCCCUUCGAAAAUGGCGAUAUCGGGGGAUCUGAGAGUCACUACAACGCUAGCCUCUUACCCUAAGAAGCACCCUCUUCGAAGCUUCCAUUCUUCUUCGACUUCUAAGGUGGACUUCAAUGCUUUUCCCAGUGGAGGAUCCGGGACCUCUUAUCAGCUAACACACAAGUGUCCUCCUGCCAUCAUCAUGCUUGAGAAUCGCAGAAGCACACAUGGUCCUGCCAAAUGUUCGGCUGGAGUUUCUGAAGAUUAUCAUCAGCUGUCCUCUUCAUUCUCUGAAGAUGCUGAGACCUUUCUCCUGAAUGCCAUAAACAUGAACUUCUUCGAGCGCUUGAACUUGGCUUGGAAGAUAGUCUUCCCAUCACCUGCCCGGAGAAAGAGCUCAAAUGCGAGGAUUGCCAAACAGCGAUUGAAGAUGAUCCUAUUCUCCGACCGAUGUGCAGUGAGCGACGAGGCUAAGAGGAAGAUCGUCAACAACAUUGUGCAUGCUCUGUCAGAGUUUGUGGAGAUCGAAUCGCAGGAUAAAGUUCAACUGAAUGUCACCACCGACACAGACCUUGGAACUAUGUACUCGGUCACAGUACCUGUUCGACGUGUGAAGCCAGAGUAUUUAGAUGCCGAGGAGACUGGAUCAAUCACCAACAUUGAAUACAAAGAAACCGGAGACCAAUCUGGUGCAGUUGAUGUCAGAUUUGAUUUCUACAUCCCGGAUUAAAGAACCAGGUGAUCCCAUACUGACCUGGCAAGGCAAAACCAAAAGCUUAUGGGCAGCAUCAGAAGUUCAAUCAAACCUCUUUCUAUGAUUUAGAGCUUUUAGAAGCUCUGUUUAAGUGUUAAAUCCUUUGUAUAUAUCCCCUUAUCUCUCUUCAUAGGGUACUGAAGAUUCUUUUUUUUUCCUAAAUUUGCAGUGGGAUUUGACCCUUGGUCUUUUGAAUCCUCUCUCUGUGCAUCUGAAUAAUUGCCUUGCUUUCUUUUAGCUAAGAUGACUAAGC
Linum tenue is the source of this 1126-nucleotide messenger RNA. NCBI's taxonomy places the organism in Eukaryota, Viridiplantae, Streptophyta, Magnoliopsida, Malpighiales, Linaceae. The record is from the annotation of a GenBank genome assembly.